Molecule: messenger RNA, 4483 nt
Organism: Pelobates cultripes (western spadefoot toad)
Lineage: Eukaryota; Metazoa; Chordata; Amphibia; Anura; Pelobatidae
Source: the annotation of a GenBank genome assembly
CCCACGUUUGCUAUUUAAGAGUUAAUUCUCAAGAAAACUGAAUUGCAACGCCAACAGUAUAAAAGCAGAUGUGAGUGUACGGAGCAGACACGGCAUUACUCAGCAAACAUGCAGAGCUUUGUCACUGUUAUCCUUGUACUUGGGGUGUUCUCCAUGGUAACCCCAUUUUAUCUACCUACAACAGCCAGCACUGUGAGCGACGACAUGGAAUACGAUGAUUACUCCAUCUUCCAUUCACGGGAGGCCAAGCAUGAACCUAUUAUAGUAAGUAUACCGUAACGCCUUGUAGCAGUCACCUAGUACCAUAACUAAGGGUUGGUGGCAACAUUUGGGGGAACAAUUACUGUUCUUACAAGUUCUCCUUUUUCUAUUAUGAAGGCUGUGCGUGUGUCUUUUCUGUAGGUGUUUCAUAGUGUAUUUUUAUCUUGGAGAAAGUUAGGCCAUGUCAGCAGUGAUCUGGCCAUUCAAUCCAUUAGAUAAGUUGCAAAUAGCUGUGAAUCUAAAGUAUUUUUUAUUUUUUUUUGCUGUGCACAGUUGUAUAUUACAGCACUUUAUAGAGAACUCGUUAUGCACGAAAUGUAUCCACAAAAAGCUUAUGUUCUUCAAUACACUAUGGGAAAAUUGCUAUAUGGUGCCCUAAAAGCUCUGUUUAUAACAAAGUAAUGGAUAGAUAGAUUGUGCCUGAUUAGCCAAUGUAGUGGUUACGGUGCAAGGAGAGCCACACUCAGCAUCAGUAGUCUUACCAAUUUAGAACACUUUGGCUUUUAAUCAUAAAGUGCAUAUUCAAUGUGAAUUUGAAAUUUAAUGCCAAAAUGGCUGGUUAUUGAGUUAGCCAUCCUUUCAGUUUCUGGCUACUUUGAAUUCUCACUUUAGUGAAUAACCCUGUUAGUGACAUUUAGUAAGGUUAAGAAGUAUUUUACAUUAUUCACAGAGCAAUUUUAAUUAAAGAACACGGUUAAUCAAAUGGCUUUACAUAGAAAAUUUAAAAAAAAUAUAUAUAUAUAUAAAACAAUAGACCAUUUACUACCUAUGAACUAAAAGACACAAAUAAUACCCUUCAAAUAGUGAGGACAAUUUACUAUUAUUAUUAAUAAAUAAAUAAAAGUAUUUAUUCAAUAUAUUUAACAGUGCACAAUUCACAAAGAAGGGUAUUUACAAUUAUGGGUUAAAUACACCAAUACAACUUUAAUGCAUUUCAUAGGUUUAAGCCCUAAUUUAGAUGCUAUAUUUUUUGCAUAAAACAAUGUUUUCCCAGAAUGCUGCACAAUAAGCCGGCCUCUUUGGCCACACCCCCUCACUCCAGCAAAAUACUUCCUUAUCAGAUGUAUGUACACAGCUCAGUCACUGACAGCACUGAUCUGGACAACAAAAUAAGCUGCAUUAGAAGGAGAGGACACAUAUAGUAAGGCUAUCAUUACGUGUUUCUCUGACUAAUAGUUUAUCUGACUGUAAACAGCAUACCAGAUCCAGCGUACUUGAUCAUAGACUAAACAGCAACUUCAAAAGUCUUAGACUUAAAAACAAAACAAAAAAAACCAUAAUCUACACAAGAACAUUGGCAGGGGGGUGGGGGCAGCGUUAGUUACACUGUAUGAUCAUAUAUUGUAUAAGGCUACAACAGUGUCAAUGUACCCCAUUCUUGGUAGUUCCUAUUCUAGCAGCCUAACCUAAUGCCUGCUCUUAUGAGAUUAAUCCUCUUACUUGGGAAAUACUUCCUCCUGGGACUCUCUGCAGUUCAAGGUUAAAUAGGACCCUGAGAUGAGGCACCUGUGACAGGGAGGGGUGCAAAACCAGGGAGUUGGUCCAGACUCCUUAAUAUAUUUAUGUAUGAAACAUGAGGACUGCACUCACCUGAACAUGCACACAUUAUAGGGUGCUGCUGGGGACAAACUUAUACAACAUACAGGAUCAGGGGCGUAUCUAGAGCAUUUGGCAACUGGGCCGGUCCUAUUUCCCCCCCCCCCUUCUAUCCCCCUCAACUUUAAAUAUAAAAACAACCCAAUUUUUUUUAAUGUAUUUAGCACUAAGCAGUGAUUGUGUGUUUGAAUGUAUUGAAUGUAUGCAUGUUUUUGUAUGGAGCAUAUGUGAGUGAAUGUAGCGGUGUGUUUGUAUGUAGUGUUGGCGUUUUAAUGCAAGCAUGCAUUUGUGUGUUGUGUGGUAUUUGAAUGCAGUGGUAUGGUUAUAUAUAAUGGUGGGGUUUUGACGUUGAAAUGCAUGAGUGUAUUUGUGUGUAGUGUUGGAGAGAUUUUUAGAUGUCUGCACAUAUACACAUACACGGACAUACACACAUGCAGAUACAUAUACACACAAACACAGUCACACACAGACACACAUGCAGACAUCAUGACGACUCUAGGAACAAUAUAUAUGGUGGGGGGGCACAUAAGAUACCACAGUCAAAACGGGGGGGAGCAGUAAAACUUUUCACUAGGGGAUGGGUUAAUAUGCUGCCAUUGGCUGUCUGAUGCCAGCAUGCUGUGUUCUGCAUGCUGGCAUCUGACUACACAUUUACAUAUAAUUCACAUUAUUUAUUUAUUUAUAAAAUAUUUUACCGUUUUCAAGUAUGUCCUGGGUCCACAAAUCAUUGCAUUGUUACAUUAGGGUACAAUAAAAUACAAAAACAAUAUUAAUACACAAUAAAUACAAAAUGUAACAUAGAACAGGGAAGAAAUUAGCCACCCAGAUUUCUUGUUGUGGGCUGGCUGAUACCUCUUAAUUUCGAUCUUUGUUUAGCAGAUAACUCCUCUAUUUGCUAUCCUUUGUGGGAUUGCCAUAUUUAAGGACAUCAAAUAAGAGAGAUAUCUGCUAAACAGCACCGUCAUUUGGUAUCUUUAAAUAUGGAAAUCUCACAUACGGGCACUAAUUCAGGGAAUUAUCAGCUAAAGGAUUAAAAUAAAGCCCUUUUCUCAUUUCCAGUUGUUUAAUAGAUAACAGACAGUCACACACACAAUCACAGGCAGACAGUCACACAGGCAGACACAACACAAUCACAGACAGUCACACACACACAAUCAGAGGCAGACAGUCACACACACACACAUAAUCAGUCAGACAGUCACACACACACACACAAUCACAGGCAGACAGUCACACACACACGCACACAGACACACACAGGCAGACAGUCACACACACACACAGACAAUCACAGGCAGACAACCACACACACAGUCACACAGACAAUCACAGGCAGUCACACACACAUAGGCAGACAAUCACACACACAGUCAAAGACAGUCACAAUCACAGUUACACACUCACACACACAGUCAAAAACAGUCACAAUCACAGUUACACAAUCACACACACAGUCAAAGACAGUCACAAUCACAGUUACACACAGCACACACUCUUUCACUUACAGUAAGUUUGGACUGGAGGAGGAGUGGAUUCAUUCAGUGCCUCCUGUGUUGAAGUUGGGGAAGCAGGGACUCCUGCCCCCAAAUCUCCGUGCAGGUCUCCUGCUUGCUCCCAGCCCCUGCGUGUGUGAGCUGUGUCGGCUUCCCGGUGCCCCUGCUGCUAUGGCACCUAGUGCAGCCACACAGCUCACUGACUCCCAAGCCUGGCCAGCCCUGGUGGCACCCCCCUGCCUGAUGGCACCCGGUGAGGACUGCACCCCCUGCCCUCCCCUUAGUACACCACUGUACAGGAUGCAGCGCACUCACUCAUUCAUAAAACACCAUCAUCAAAGCUAUUGUGGCAGGCUUAUGUAUGUUCCUAUACUGCAAAUAAACUCCUAUUGUGUGUGCCUAGAUUAUGUGUUUUUAGAAAAAAAAACACGGGAAAGAAACUAUUACAUCUUGUAAGCUUUGGUGUGUUAUAAAUGAGUGAGUACACUGGAUCUUGUAUGUUGCAUACAUUGGCCCAGCAGCAGCCUUAAAAUAUAUGCAUGUUCAGGUGAGUGCAGCCCUCUUGAUUUCAUAGGUUGUGAAUUAAAUGUAGCACACUCAGUAUUGUCAGUGGCUGAGCAGUGUACAUACAUUUAAUAAGGAAGUAUUUUUUUGGAAUGAGGGGGCGUUGCUAUGGAGGCAGACUUAUGUUGCAGCAUCCCAACAUGCCAAUAUAUUAAGAUUAUAUCUUCCGACCAAUCGGCAGACAAGUUCCAUUGGUUUCUCUGUUAAGUGCCCAAAAUUGAUCUAAUUACUGACUUCAAUAAAAAUGUACAUAUUUUUUCUGCAGCCUAUCCCAAGAACAAUGAAAAAUUGCAAUUGUUUUCCAAAAUGUUGUCUCAGGAGAAAAUGUGUUUUGUGUUUGUCGAGAUACUCUGUGAUUGCCAGAAGUUUUAUGAGCAAAGACGAAUCCACCUAUGAAUUUCCAUCAGAAGAUGAACUUCAAAAACCUUUACAUAAGAACUGACGAGUUACCUGAAAAAUAAGAUAUCUUCUUCCAAAAUCAAUCAAUAGGCACAUAUCAACAUUCAUGUUUUUUCUUUUGUGCUAAUAAACAUGUUAUUCACAUUGCGUCUAAUAUCCUUAUAUUAAAU